CCCGCCCUCCCCCCGCCGGUACCGCAUUGCCGUACUGCAGGGGCGCAGUGCAUUGCGCCCGCACCGUCAAUAGGUGGACCCCCUCCUGGAGAGAUAAAACCGCCGGCGCCGCCGCCGCCAGUCCCUCUGGCUGAGACCUCGGCUCCGGAAUCCCUGCUCAACAGCCAAUCGCCCUGAGCCAGAGCCCCAGUCGUGCCAGCCCCUCUCCCACUAGGGCAAAAUGGGCAAGGAGAAGACGCACAUCAACAUCGUGGUCAUUGGCCAUGUGGACUCAGGCAAGUCCACCACAACAGGCCACCUCAUCUACAAGUGCGGGGGCAUUGACAAGAGGACCAUUGAGAAGUUUGAGAAGGAGGCUGCUGAGAUGGGCAAGGGCUCCUUCAAGUAUGCCUGGGUGCUGGACAAGUUGAAGGCAGAACGGGAGCGCGGCAUCACCAUCGACAUCUCGCUCUGGAAGUUUGAGACCACUAAAUACUACAUCACCAUCAUCGACGCCCCGGGCCAUCGCGACUUCAUCAAAAACAUGAUCACUGGCACCUCCCAGGCGGACUGCGCGGUGCUGAUCGUGGCUGCAGGUGUGGGCGAAUUUGAGGCGGGCAUCUCCAAGAACGGGCAGACCCGAGAGCACGCGCUGCUGGCCUACACCCUGGGGGUGAAGCAGCUCAUUGUGGGCGUCAACAAGAUGGACUCCACGGAGCCCGCCUAUAGCGAGAAGCGCUACGACGAGAUUGUUAAGGAGGUCAGCGCCUACAUCAAGAAGAUCGGCUAUAACCCAGCCACGGUGCCCUUCGUACCCAUCUCUGGCUGGCAUGGAGACAACAUGCUGGAGCCUUCACCCAACAUGCCGUGGUUCAAGGGCUGGAAAGUGGAGCGCAAGGAGGGGAACGCAAGCGGCGUGUCCCUGCUCGAGGCCCUGGACACCAUCCUGCCCCCCACACGCCCCACGGACAAGCCCCUGCGCCUGCCUCUGCAGGACGUGUACAAGAUUGGCGGCAUUGGCACUGUGCCCGUGGGCCGAGUGGAGACGGGCAUCCUUCGGCCGGGCAUGGUGGUGACCUUCGCACCAGUGAACAUCACCACGGAGGUGAAGUCGGUGGAGAUGCACCAUGAGGCGCUUAGCGAGGCCCUGCCUGGUGACAAUGUCGGCUUCAAUGUGAAGAAUGUGUCUGUCAAGGACAUCCGCCGUGGCAAUGUGUGCGGGGACAGCAAGUCUGACCCCCCUCAGGAGGCUGCACAGUUCACCUCUCAGGUCAUCAUCCUGAACCAUCCAGGGCAGAUCAGCGCCGGCUACUCGCCGGUCAUUGACUGCCACACAGCGCAUAUCGCCUGCAAGUUUGCCGAGCUGAAGGAAAAGAUUGACCGUCGUUCUGGCAAAAAGCUGGAGGACAAUCCCAAGUCCCUCAAGUCCGGCGAUGCAGCCAUUGUGGAGAUGGUGCCUGGGAAGCCCAUGUGUGUGGAGAGCUUCUCGCAGUACCCACCUCUAGGUGAGAAGGAUGUUUGAGGAAGGUGCAGCCAU
Messenger RNA from Ictidomys tridecemlineatus (thirteen-lined ground squirrel), 1516 nucleotides. NCBI's taxonomy places the organism in Eukaryota, Metazoa, Chordata, Mammalia, Rodentia, Sciuridae. The record is from RefSeq and is a predicted model, not a curated record.